Beta vulgaris subsp. vulgaris (sugar beet) is the source of this 981-nucleotide messenger RNA. Its product is annotated as 60S ribosomal protein L10. The coding region runs from base 152 to 823 and encodes 223 amino acids. The record is from RefSeq and is a predicted model, not a curated record. Gene Ontology annotation, biological process: ribosomal large subunit assembly; translation. The transcript is spliced from 4 exons. Gene Ontology annotation, molecular function: structural constituent of ribosome. Gene Ontology annotation, cellular component: cytosolic large ribosomal subunit; ribosome. Lineage: Eukaryota; Viridiplantae; Streptophyta; Magnoliopsida; Caryophyllales; Amaranthaceae.
CCAGUCCUAACUCCGUGUACAGCCCAACAAAAAAUAGGGCCCAUGAUUUUCUUCCUUGUCUAUAUGUAAAAACCCCCAAAUCUUCUUCAUCAGUGUUUUGUUUCACGAUUUAGGGUUUUGGUGAUCUGGGAAUCCAAGAAAAGCGGCCGCCAUGGGAAGAAGACCUGCGAGAUGUUACCGUCAGAUUAAGAACAAGCCAUACCCUAAAUCUCGGUUUUGCCGUGGUGUGCCCGAUCCCAAAAUUAGGAUUUAUGAUGUUGGGAUGAAGAAGAAGGGUGUGGAUGAAUUCCCCUUCUGUGUGCACCUUGUCAGUUGGGAGAAGGAAAAUGUGUCGAGUGAAGCUUUGGAAGCUGCUCGUAUUGCUUGCAACAAGUACAUGGCUAAGUUUGCUGGGAAGGAUGCUUUCCAUCUUAGGGUUAGAGUGCAUCCAUUCCAUGUCCUUCGUAUCAACAAGAUGCUUUCAUGUGCUGGGGCUGAUAGGCUCCAGACAGGUAUGAGGGGUGCUUUCGGCAAACCUCAAGGUGUCUGUGCUAGGGUUGCUAUCGGUCAGGUUCUCCUUUCUGUUCGUUGCAAGGACAGUAACAGCCACCAUGCUCAGGAGGCUCUUCGUCGUGCUAAGUUCAAGUUCCCUGGUCGUCAAAAGAUUAUCGUCAGCAGGAAGUGGGGCUUCACCAAAUACAACCGAGCUGAUUACUUGAAGUACAAAUCUGAGAACAGGAUUAUGCCUGACGGAGUCAAUGCAAAGCUUCUUGGUUGCCAUGGACCUCUUUCACGACGUGCAGCCGGAAGAGCUUUUCUAACAAGUGCUACCGCUACUGCAUAAGAGACUUUAAGCUUAGAAAUUACUUUUGCCAUCAAUUAAGAUUGGAAUAUUUUUGGUUGUAGUUUUAUGUUUUUGUUGCUUUCUAAGACUAUUGCUCUCGUAUACUCGUGUAUCUUAAGUUUUGAGAUUGCAUUUUAUAUCUAUUGAAUUCCAUGUUA